AUGAGUCUGAAUUUCUUUCGUUUAGUGGGAGACCUCUCCCAUAUCUCUUCGAAAUGCAUAUUGAUAUGGGCCAUUCAUCGAAAUAAGAGCGCCGAAGGCGUCUCAUUACUCACCCAGAUGCUUUAUGCUGCCGUGUUCGUGACCCGAUACCUCGAUCUCUUCCGCGCAGAAGGAUGGAAUAGUUUUUACCUGGUCUCCUUCAAGCUGUUCUAUAUACUCUCGUCCUUCUAUAUCAUCUUCUUGAUGAUGAAGGUCUAUCCCCGGACAAGGGAAAGGGAAAAGGCAUGGAAAUUGGCGCUGUGGUCUCUGGGAGGGUCGCUUGUGUUAGCCCCAAUCCUGCCGGCUUUCUACGGAAGAGGAUACCCCUAUCAUUGGUUCACGGAGAUCUUCUGGACAUUCUCUAUCGUCCUAGAGUCUGUCUGCAUCCUUCCCCAGCUUCUUCUCCUGCGCCAGACCACCGUUCCGACCGUCAUUGAUUCCUACUACCUUGUCACCCUAGGCUCCUACCGAGGCUUCUACAUACUGAACUGGCUUUGGCGCGGUUUCGGAAAGGAACAUUACUGGGAUCCUAUUGCGGUGAUCUUCGGUAUUGUUCAAACCGCAUUUUACCUCGACUUUGCUUGGGUGUACUAUUCACGCCAGCGUGUGAAGCUUCGCCAGGGUGGGGUGGUCGACUCGGAAGACUUCAGCAAGAGCUGGCUGGUCAACAAAGUGUUGAACUUCCGAUCACGAAAAAGCACCGAUGAAGAGCAGGACUUGCAUGAUGGGGAUGUAGAAAACCAACCAGGAACGGACGCCAGGCCUAGUAACAACCGCUGGGGAGCUAGGGGCAUUUCCAUUUCUGCCGAUGAUACAUUGGACAACCAGAGUCGCCCUGGACCUCACGCGGACGAUGAUGGGUUGGAGGGAAUCCUUGAUGAUGAGGACAGCGGGUCGGACGAGCAGGGCCCGCACAAGUCGUCGCCCGUUAGUGGCCACGGUUGA
Messenger RNA from Aspergillus ruber CBS 135680, 984 nucleotides. RefSeq names its product ER lumen protein-retaining receptor. Gene Ontology annotation, cellular component: cis-Golgi network; endoplasmic reticulum; membrane. The record is from RefSeq and is a predicted model, not a curated record. Gene Ontology annotation, molecular function: ER lumen protein retrieval receptor activity. The transcript has 3 exons. Gene Ontology annotation, biological process: protein retention in ER lumen; endoplasmic reticulum to Golgi vesicle-mediated transport. Bases 1 to 984 code for a protein of 327 amino acids. NCBI's taxonomy places the organism in Eukaryota, Fungi, Ascomycota, Eurotiomycetes, Eurotiales, Aspergillaceae.